This is a messenger RNA of Manis pentadactyla (Chinese pangolin), 3525 nucleotides long. RefSeq names its product AU RNA binding methylglutaconyl-CoA hydratase (gene AUH). Gene Ontology annotation, biological process: fatty acid beta-oxidation. The transcript has 10 exons. The coding region runs from base 46 to 1047 and encodes 333 amino acids. Gene Ontology annotation, cellular component: mitochondrion. The record is from RefSeq and is a predicted model, not a curated record. NCBI's taxonomy places the organism in Eukaryota, Metazoa, Chordata, Mammalia, Pholidota, Manidae. Gene Ontology annotation, molecular function: enoyl-CoA hydratase activity.
UGGGGGCGGGGCAAUAGCUCCAGGCGCACGUCGUAAACAGACAACAUGGCGGCGGCGGCGCCUGGGACCUUGGGCUCCUUGCAGGCGGGCCGCGCCCGCUUGGUGGCCGCUUGCUGUGCGCGGCUCGGCCCCGGGUGGAGGCUGCCGGGCUCCUGGACGAGUCCGCGCAUGACGUGGGCCCGGGGCUGGGUGCCUGCGGCCGGGGGUGCGGCUCCGCAGAGGAGCUACAGCCCUGAGGUGAAGACCGAAGACGAGCUGCGGGUGCGGUACCUGGAGGAGGAGAACCGAGGAAUUGUGGUGCUUGGAAUAAACAGAGCUUAUGCCAAAAAUUCAUUCAGUAAAAAUCUUGUAAAAAUGCUCUCAAAAGCUGUGGAUGCUUUAAAAUCUGAUAAGAAAGUACGAACCAUAAUAGUCAGGAGUGAAGUCCCAGGGAUAUUCUGUGCUGGUGCUGACCUGAAGGAAAGAGUCAAAAUGAAUUCCAGUGAAGUUGGUGCUUUUGUCUCCAAACUCAGAUCAGUGAUUAAUGAAAUCGCUAAUCUUCCAGUGCCAACGAUUGCAGCGAUAGAUGGACUCGCUUUGGGUGGUGGCCUUGAACUGGCUUUAGCGUGUGACAUACGAGUAGCAGCUUCCUCUGCAAAAAUGGGCCUGGUUGAAACAAAGUUGGCAAUUAUUCCUGGUGGAGGGGGGACACAGCGACUGCCGCGCGCCAUUGGGAUGUCUCUGGCCAAAGAGCUCAUCUUCUCUGCUCGUGUGCUUGAUGGCCAAGAAGCCAAAGCAGUAGGCUUGAUCAGCCACGUUCUGGAGCAGAACCAAGAGGGGGAUGCUGCCUACAGAAAGGCCCUGGACCUCGCAAGAGAGUUUUUACCUCAGGGACCUGUUGCAAUGAGAGUGGCGAAAUUAGCAAUUAAUCAAGGGAUGGAGGUCGAUUUAGUAACAGGAUUAGCCAUAGAAGAAGCUUGUUACGCUCAGACUAUUCUAACGAAAGACAGACUUGAAGGUCUUCUUGCUUUUAAAGAGAAAAGAUCCCCUCGAUACAAAGGAGAAUAGAAGAAACAGAAGUUAAAAAGCCCGUGUAAUGAAGGUACUUCUGGAAGGUGUAUUUUGGAUUCAUGGGAGCCUCAGCGCCUGGAAUCCCAAUGACCAAAGUGAAGAGCGAGUCACCCACACGGGGACUCAGGCGCCUGGGGUGGACCCACAUGUGUACUUGGUUCAAAUGUGUGUCAUGUCAUACUCAGUUUGUAAAGCUAGUAGUGUAGACUGUCAAAAGCAGAGUCAAAAUUAGGUAUACAUUUAAAAAUAUUUCCUGCAUAUGAGGCUUUCUGUUCUUAAUUUUUUAUUGUGAAUAAUUUAUAUAUUACACACACUAUAUAUAAUACCGAUUGUACAUCUACUGUGCUGCAGGACAAGAAUAAAAUUAUUUCUAUAUACCAAAAUGUGAAGUUAUACCAAAUAAAGUUUCUAAGGGAUUAUGCCCACGUACACACAUAUACAUCUCAAACUACAAGAGAAUUGAUAGCUACAAUCUUGACAUUACCAAAUGUAAAUAAAGUAGUGAAAAGAAUAUUUGAAAACUUUUCUCUCAAACCAUUCUUUUUGAAUUGAGUACAUCACAUUGCAUGUUGGAUUUUAGAAGAAACCACCUUUCCACACUGAUUGGGUCUGUUGGGUGAGCUCUGUACAUAGUCUUAGAUGUAUACGUGUAGAUUGUGGAUAACUAAUCCAAUCAGAAGCUGGAGCCAAGGCCUUGUAAGGCCAGCUGGAGCCUGGAACUCGUGCUCCUCUACGACCCCAGUAAGUGGCCUGGCCCCAGCCUCUGGGACAUGUGCAGCCCGCAGUGACAAAUCCGGGGCAUGGCUGAAGAGUGAAGUGGAGCCUGCCCCCUGCUUCCUCCCCCCGGCCAUUUACAUCUGAUUUCAGAAGGAAAGCCAGGAGAACACAAUGGCCCUUUCUCCCUCUUCUAAUGAGACGUCAUGCCUUUCUGCCCCUGCCAGGCAGUGCAGCUAGAAAUGGGGGCCCUGGGAGCAUCUGAGGUUCAACAGCCUUGCCUGGGGGAGGUGGGCAGGUAUGAAAGUGUGUGGGAAAUGGUCAGCUGUGGAAUUUGUUGUGAAGCAGGAGGUGAAUAGUAUAACUCCAAACAACUGCGAGCUAGCUGUUCUGUGUUCAUUUUAUGAAACCAAGACUGUCUGGGGAGGGUGAGUCCAGCACGGUGGCUGGCUGCCUUGGAAUCUUGCUUUUCCAGGGCCUGCUCCUCACUACUGCUGGCCUUGGGCAUGACCGCUGUCCCAGAAGGCAGCAGCUGGGCUCCUCUGCAGUGAAGUCCAGUUUGGUACAAGGGUGUCUGCCAGUCUGUGCAUGCCCACUCAGCACCACAGCCUCCUUGCUCUCAGAGAGCAUAUAGGCUUCUAGUUUUUCAAAUCACUGAAGGUUUUGUUUCUCAUUUGGGAGAUUGAACUCUCAAUCUUAAUUCAGAAACCUUGGAAGAAUCAGGUGUGGACCUGCAGUCAGCUGACAUCCCCUGCCAGGACAGCCACACUGGGUUCUCACUGCUGCCACUGCGGAGUUGUGAAGAUUGAUCGGAGUCAUGAAAGGGCUUGUGAGAAUUCACAUCCGUCACUGGUGAUUAUUUGGUGGUGUGUACAUUUUGUUUACUGAUAAGCUUUGUGCGGUUCAUUUCGUGCAGGAUAAUUUGCAAAUAAAGCACUGGUUCUUAUUUUUACAGUCCUUUAAAGGUUUCAGGUCCACUUUGUUCUGUCCGUGACAUAGUCAAAUGCCUCUUGGUUUUGACUGAAGAGGAAGUAAUUAUGUUAAUUGGGGAAAUAUUAAGAGUGUGCUGAAUGAGUUGUGUCUUCCGAUUUGGAUUCCUAGUCUGUUGCUGAUUGAGUGCCAUUUAAUAUUAAGUUCUGAUUAAGUCAUGGGAGUAUGUCUGAAGCAAAGACACCUUCCUGUAGUGACUUCAGUUUUCACAGGCGUCCAUAUUAGAGUGAGAGAGCAUGCCUGCCCAGUUGUCUGUAUGGAUGUUCGCCUAUCCCUUGCUGGGGCUGGUCCUCCUCCAACCCAGGUCCCGUAGCUGGGUGCAGGGCCCUGCGGCUCAGGGAGGGGUGCCUGCUCGGCGGGCCCCAGAGCCAUCCCUUCUGUCUUCUUCCUGCAAGCGGAGUGUUGCCACGCCCUCCCCUGACACCACAAAAUCACAUCAAGCUGACGCAGCCUUGCAGUGGACAUCUCCAUAUGCUCGCGUGAAGCUAAAGAAGACAGAGCGAGGAUGAUUAACUGAGCACAGCUACAACUCGGGGACAAUGUCUCACAUUAUCUCAGGCUUGAGACCUACUGGUCUUGAAGUAAUUUAGUGCUGGUUAAUUUAUAAGCUCCCCGAAAGAGAACGAGGUCUCCAAGUUAGAGGUUCUGAGUCAAGAAAAGUUGUAAUAAUGGCUGAAAUAAGACUCGGAUUUUGUGUGGCCCGUUUUUGUGAUUUAAAGGAUCAUUUCAAGUUUAUAUUGUUUUCAAUAAAAAAUAGAUGGCUUUCCUGUC